Exophiala aquamarina CBS 119918 is the source of this 1419-nucleotide messenger RNA. RefSeq lists its product as uncharacterized. Lineage: Eukaryota; Fungi; Ascomycota; Eurotiomycetes; Chaetothyriales; Herpotrichiellaceae. The transcript is spliced from 2 exons. The record is from RefSeq and is a predicted model, not a curated record. Bases 1 to 1419 code for a protein of 472 amino acids. Gene Ontology annotation, molecular function: single-stranded DNA binding. Gene Ontology annotation, biological process: DNA damage response.
AUGUGUGGUAGAAAGUCCAUAACUGAUGGACAAAAGCGUGCUGCAUUCGUCCGUUAUCAACUGCAGCAGCAAGGGUUACCGGUUGACGAUGCACCAGCAGAUGAUGAGGCACGUGAAACCUACAACUUCCCGCCUGGUGCAUAUGGCCUGGUCUACAGGGCUGAUGUCCCGGACCACGGGGCAAGGGAUCAUCAAAGUGACCCGCCUGGGCAAAGUGACGAGCAGACCCGAGAUCCAGAAGCAGACGCGGAGCCAGAAGAAUCAGCAGCACGGCUAGCAGCAGACAACGUCAGCAGCAACGACCAAUCCAACACUACCAGCGAGGAUAAGCCUAAUGAUCGAUACAAAUACCAGAUCAAGGUCAUGAAAUGGGGCCUAAUCCCAUUCUGGACGAAACGAUCACCAGACUACUCGAGCAUGCUGCGCACGAUCAACUGCAGGGACGACAGCCUGGUCGAGAACAAGGGCAUGUGGACGACGAUGAAAGCGAAGAAACGCUGCCUGGUGAUCGCACAGGGGUUCUACGAAUGGCUGAAAAAGGGGCCCGGGCCGAGAGACAAGGUCCCGCAUUUCGUGAAGCGCAAGGACGGCCAGCUGAUGUGUUUCGCGGGCCUGUGGGACUGCGUCCGGUACGAAGGGAGCGAAGAGAGCGAGAAGCUGUACUCAUACACGAUCAUCACGACGGAUUCGAACAAGCAGCUGAGAUUUCUGCAUGACCGCAUGCCUGUCAUAUUGGAUCCGGGGACCGACGAUAUCAAGAUGUGGCUGGAUCCGAGUUGCAACAAGUGGUCCAAGGAGUUGCAGGCGAUGCUGAAGCCGUUCGAGGGCGAGCUCGAAUGCUACCCGGUUGACAAAGACGUGGGCAAAGUCGGGAAUAAUUCGCCAAACUUCAUCGUCCCCGUCGACAGCAAGGAAAACAAGAAAAACAUCGCCAAUUUCUUCGGGAACGCUGCUAGUCAGAAACAGAAGCCCGCUAACAGCACUGCUACCCCUCCUACCACCUUAGUGGCAAAAGCAGAGAAUGAACCAGAAGAAGAAGAAACUCGCACAACGGUUGACCACGACGGAAGCGAAGACAACGCCCCUCUGCCCGUACCGGCAUCAUCGCCCUCACCAACGAAUCCAUCCUCAGACCCUCCUCACCAAACCAGCACAAGCCAGAAGCGACGCGCCCCCAGCGACCUCGUAUCAUCACCAGAGAGCGACAGAAAACAAAUCAAACUCUCCACUCAAGGACCUGCGACCGCAGCAGCAAGAUCCCCACCGCCAAAGCCUGCACCCUCUACGGUAACGGGCAAGAAACCGCGAAGUGCGACAAGCAACAAGGACAUGGUGCUGAAGGGAAGCUCUCCUGCGAAGAAAAAAGGGGGUAACUUGGAGCCUGGUACGCAGAGGAUCACGAGUUUCUUUGGUAAGUGA